UACAUUUUCAAAAGUGACUGUUACGAAUUGACUGAUUUUGUUCAGAAAAUUGUUUUCGUGACCUUUUGAACAGUCACGCGUCAAAGUCACGCGAUUAAGAAUAGUUCCCAGCCUUCUCGUCUUCCCUCUGUUCGUUCGAUUUUCUGUUCGAUCCAUUUGUCGAGGACUCGAAGUACAGCAUGAACACCGCAGUACAGCUUUGGGAUGGUCAACUAUCCGUCAUUACUACUCCUAUCCCUCAUGUUUCAGCACCAAAUGAGGUCCUCGUUAAGGUAGCUUUUUCUGGAGUAUGUGGGACUGAUCUCCAUAUCCUGGCUGGAGAGUUCCCGUCUGCGAAAUGCGUCAUCUUGGGUCAUGAGUUCGCUGGAGUCGUGAGCGAGGUUGGCGGCGAGGUAAAGGGAAUUUCUGUCGGAGAUCGUGUGGUCAUCAACCCAAACACUAACUGUGGGAGAUGCUCAUUUUGCCAGAAGGGACAGCCACACUUCUGUAAAACUGGUGGAAUACGUUCAACUGUUGGCAUUUGGCGCAAUGGGGGAUGGUCUCAAUAUUGCCGUGUUCUUGCAGAAACCGUCUAUUCUGUUCCACCCCAGAUCACCCUACGUCAAGCUGCUCUGAUUGAGCCAUAUUCUUGUAUUACUCAUGGCUUUGAUCUCCUAAUGCCCCUUGCAACAUCUUCCAAUGUCCUUAUUUGUGGUUCAGGAAUUAUUGGACUGUUGUGGGCCUCUUUACUCCACUUUCAUGGAUACAGAAAAGUGACCAUCAGUGAGGUUGCUGAACAACGGAGAAGCCUUGCAAGUGGCUUAGACACUGGCUAUCAAGUCCUUCAUCCUGAGGUUCUGGUGAACAAUGGAAAAGAGGCAAACUUGGCUGGUGAUGCAAGCUGGGGCUUUGACGCUGUUGUGGAUUGCACUGGUGCACCAGCAGCAAUUGAGCAAGCCAUAAAAUGGUUGCGGUGUGGAGGAAAGAUGCUUGUUUUCGGGUGCUGUCCAAAAAAGUCGUCAAUCAAAAUUGACCCUCAUGAAGUCUAUGCCAAGGAAUUGAAAAUUAUUGGAUCACACAUCAAUCCUUUCACCUUUCCUCAAGCUAUUCAGCUAGUAAAGGAUAUGGCAGAAAAGUAUUUGAAUUACGACAAGUUAGGGAUUGCUGUAUUUGAUUUGCCCAGAUACCAGUCAGCUCUUGAUGCCCUCUCUAGAGCUGAAAUUUCCAAAGCUGUAUUUGAGCUGUGAUAAAUCAGUAUGGAAAUGUUUCUUAAGUAACAAUGCCUGGAUCACUUAAGGUAGCAGCCCUCCCCUGCUAAAGGUAGCCACUGUCCAAAGGUGCCACAUUUCAAAGGAAAGUAGGGAUAGAAUAAGGCUGAGAAGGACUGAAUGUUACUUUUUGAUGUUUUACAUUUUAGUUGAGGGAACCAAACUUCCAUCAACUAAUCUCUGAUUCUGUGACAUAUCCUGAUAUUUUCUCAAUCAUCAGCAGUAUGUAGUUGGGUAAAUUACCUCCAUUAGGAUGAAUUGGUAACAACAACGACAAAAGAUUUGAUUCAUACCACAGGCACAAAACGAAAUUAAGUACUUGUAGAGGAAGUGUGAAGCUUGAAUUAAAUUUGUAGGGGGGGGGUUGGGUGGUUUCAAACCAAAAAAAUUCUGCUCUAGCGGGAAUAUGCAUAUGGAACAAAACAUCACAACUAAUUCAGGUGAUGAUAGACGACCAUGUUGUGAAAUCAUCCUUAACAAUCUUGGCAUUGCACUAAUUUUAUAGGGUGGAGGCAGUGAGAAGACAGUAGAGUCUUUAAAAGGCUUGUAUUCUGAACAAUCAUGAGUUAAAAAGAUGAGUUAUGUAGUUUUUAUUCACAAAUGUGCUCCCAACAGAGAACGUUACUCCCAUGUGAAAAGGUCGGGAAUGCUUUUUCAGAAGUUAGAAAGGGAGACCAAUGCAGGCGUGGCUCAAGUUUUAUUUGACCUCUAAAGGAUACUACUCUGAACAGAAAGAGCAGAUUUUUAUUAUUUCUUUGCAGGCAACUGUUAAAGAUGACUUGAUGGCAAAAAAUAGUCGCUGUGGCAUUUCAUCCUGAACACCUUAAGUGAGACCAAAACCUUUGAUUUACACCCCUGAGCGAGAUGAUGAGCAUCCCCGACCUAUUCACAUGGGAGUCCCCCGCCACUGGAAAUGUGUAUGAGAAGGAAAAUAAAAUUUAGUUAUAGUU
Orbicella faveolata is the source of this 2197-nucleotide messenger RNA. RefSeq lists its product as uncharacterized. The record is from RefSeq and is a predicted model, not a curated record. NCBI's taxonomy places the organism in Eukaryota, Metazoa, Cnidaria, Anthozoa, Scleractinia, Merulinidae. Gene Ontology annotation, molecular function: oxidoreductase activity; zinc ion binding.